GCGGUGCGCCGUCCAUGAAAAGUCGUCUUUUGGAUCGCUGUAUGACAGUUGUUGCAUAACGAAGGUCAUCAAACUCCUCUGUGGCUUAUUUCUAGAACUCUUCCUCUCGCUUACACCAAGGAUGACCCUCAAAUUUUCCCUCUGGACCUUCCUAACGACAAGUUUGUGUUUAGUGGCGCCAUCUCUUGGCGAGCUGCAACCCCAUUCCCUAUCCUCCGGGAGUACGGUAGCCGGAGAUCUACUGGAUCAAGAGAAGGCGCGCCUCAUCAGUUUAGCGGAGAGCCUUGGCGCUACGUCCCGCGUCCUGCGCAUGCUGGCGCCCCCGGCCCUCAAUCCGAAAAAGAAAAGGAAAUUCCCCGAGGUUGAUUCCCGAGGAUUCGACGAAGAUAUCUUCGAUGAGGGAUUUGGUGAUUGGUCGCCCAUGAAAAGAUGGUGAAACACUUUCGACCAAUUGGCAUCGAUUGAAAUUUAAGAAAAAAAAAUAUAUUCAAACAAGAAACGAACAAAUCUUUUUCAAAUUUCCUUCUACUUUCAACUAUCGUUGUGAGUACAUGUGUACAGUUUCAUUUGUAAAUAACAAAAAUGUAUUUUGUAAUUUUAUUUUUGAAAAUGUGUAUUCCCGUAUCUUUUUAAGGGUGGAUGAAGAAUCUAUUUUGUUAUUCAUAAAAGUUAUGUAUAAUACACGUUUGAUUUUAAUGCGUGAAUCAGCCGAAAUUUUGUUGUCAUUUUGCUAUGUUUUGUGAGCUAAUCUUCCAGCGUUUGACUGUUGUGUUUGUGUAGAAAUAAAAUUCAUUUUGUU
Messenger RNA from Uloborus diversus, 799 nucleotides. RefSeq lists its product as uncharacterized. The transcript has 2 exons. Bases 122 to 436 code for a protein of 104 amino acids. The record is from RefSeq and is a predicted model, not a curated record. NCBI's taxonomy places the organism in Eukaryota, Metazoa, Arthropoda, Arachnida, Araneae, Uloboridae.